This is a messenger RNA of Ilex paraguariensis (yerba mate), 2458 nucleotides long. The record is from the annotation of a GenBank genome assembly. NCBI's taxonomy places the organism in Eukaryota, Viridiplantae, Streptophyta, Magnoliopsida, Aquifoliales, Aquifoliaceae.
CUCUCUCUCUCUCUCUCUCUCUCUCUCUCUCUCUCUCGACCUUCUGUAUAAUUAAGGCUUCUCAGUGGUGGGUUCGGUUUGAUUUCACUAAGAAAUUCCGGCAUAGACCUGUAUCCUGUUAUCGGGAAGCCACUUUCUUCGUCUCUGGAUCAACACUUUUCUUCAAUUUUUACGGGAAAUCCAGUUUGAGAGUUCUAUCAUUUUUCUUCUCCAGUUAAUCUCUGGUUAAAUACUUACAGUCCUCGUUAAUUUCUCUGGUCUACAUGUUGAGAUUUUCUCAUUUUUUUUCCUUGUUAUCUACUUGAAAUCAAGGGAUUUUUGAGGUUUUUCUCUCUGUGUGUCUGGUGAUUGGGGAUUCUGUGGUUUGUAAUCUGGGGUUGAGGUGUUUUAUAUUAGUUUUUGGUCAUUUGGAUCAAUUGAUUUGGGAUGAUGCAGCUGAAAAGUAGGUGUAGACAAGAAAAUUUGAGUAUUUAUCUGGUAGUUUGUUUAGAUCCAGAAGUGGUUCUGUGACAACACAGAAUUGUUUGGUUCACUUUGGAAAAGGAAACUCCCGUAGAAAAAUUUCAUCGAUUCCGGGAAGGGUAUAAGGAAGUUGUCUUCACUACCAAGAAACUUUAAGGGUUUCUUCAGCCAUGGCUGCCCAGGAUCAAAAUGAUGGCAAUCGGUCAAAUGAUGCUCUCCUGCACAACAACCAAAUCUCUCACAUAAAGGAGCAAUUUGCUUCUGGGGAUGAUUAUGCUCCAAAGGUGAGGAAACCAUACACGAUAACAAAACAGAGAGAGAGGUGGACAGAAGAAGAGCAUAAAAAGUUUCUUGAAGCUCUAAAACUGUAUGGUCGAGCUUGGCGGCGCAUAGAAGAACAUGUGGGCACCAAGACAGCGGUGCAGAUUAGAAGCCAUGCUCAAAAAUUCUUCUCUAAGGUGGUUCGUGAGUCAAGUAGCAAUGAUGCAAGCUCAGUGAAACCCAUUGAAAUUCCUCCUCCUCGUCCGAAAAGAAAACCUAUGCAUCCAUAUCCUCGUAAAUUGGUAACACCAAUCAAAGUGGGAACCCAAAUUCCCGAACAACCAACAAGAUCAACCUCUCCAAAUUUGUCCCUAUCUGAAGAAGAAAACCACUCUCCUACUUCAGUUUUGUCUGCCAUUGGUUCAGACAUGCUAGGUUCAACUGGCUCAACACCAGAUGGUAGUCCGUCACCAAUUUCAUCUGCUGCCGGUGACCAACCUGGUGGUGUCUUCUUAUCUGAACCUAUUUCAUCACCAGAAGAACAAGCAUCUUCAUCACCUGUUCAAAGAAAUGCUAGAUCAACCCCAGACGAGCACAUUGCUGUGAAGUUGGAGUUAUUUCCCCAAGAUGAUGAUUUGGUUAAAGAAAGUUCGACUGAGGCAGCAUCAACCCAAAGCUUGAAGCUCUUUGGGAAGACCGUCCUAGUUACAGAUUCGCAUAGACCAGCUUCUCCAACCACAGGGACUUCCAAAUUACUGGCUCAAGAUAUGAAUGACGGGAAACCUGUGCAAACAAUGCCUUGGAACAUAAUGCCCACAAGUGCUUUACCUGCUGCAGCAUCUGCGGCACUCUAUUAUGUGCCACUCCCAAAUGAAAACUCAGAUCUGGUUGAAGCUGGUUCUUUUCCUUCUCUUCCAUGGUGGAAUUUUUUCGGAGGCAUGCCAUUUCCUUUCUCCCAAUUGCAUAACCCAGUUUCUGUGAAAGCAUAUUCAUCUUCUGAUGGUCAACAAGCUCAAGAUAAAGAAAUUCAAAAGGAUGGAUCUUGGACUGGUUCGAACACUGGAUCAGUAAAUGCAGGGGAAGACGGGGACAAGAAUUGGGACGUUGAGACCCAGAGCCACCAACUCUCUUCGGACAAGGGGGAGAUCAUGCAAAAGCUUACAUUGGCUUUCAAACCAAGUGGUCUGGUUCAAAGAACUAGCCCUUGUAAGAGUUCGAGGGGGUUUGUGCCUUAUAAGAGGUGUUUAGCGGAGAGGGAUGUCCAGUCAUCGACAGUAACUGGCGAAGAGAGGGAAGAGCAAAGAAUUCGUCUUUGCCUGUAGUGGGCUCCCUUGGUUUUCCCAAUGUGCAGUUAAAUUUGUUGGUAGAGAUUUUUAAACUGGUUGAGGACCUGGUUUAGGUUGAGUGUAGUGAGGAAACUGCAGUGGUUUCAGCUGCUAAAUGCCCGGAAAAUGUGAAGGCCGGAAACUGUGAAGGAUUGUGGUGGCUACAGUGGCUGCCGCUCCAGCUUUGCGAAGUCCCACCUCUUUCUCUCUCUCCAAAUGUUAAAAUUAUUCAAAUCUGUUGUCUUUGACUUGCCUGUGCAAUGUAUAAAGUUCUCUCUUGCAUAGUCCUGGGCAUUAGCUUUUGUAUUACUUGUAAUUCUCCUCCUUUCUCAUCCUUAAUGUGAAUUAUAAGCCCACUUUAAUUUUGUUCAUUCCUGGCUUCAUUUUCAUUUGACUUACUAGUCUAUCAG